AUGAUCUCCUCCAGCGCAGGCUCAUCUAUACGCAAGAAGCGCAACUUCAAGGGGUUGCAGCUGGCCGAGUCGCCCUUGUCAAGCCCAGCAGCUGCCACAACGCCCUCCCAGAGUACGGGCCAAGAAUCGGCCACCUCGAAUGCAUCGACCAUCGGCAAAUCAUCAACAGUAACUCCAGGAGGCUCCCUAUCUCUCACAGCAAAGAAUGGUCUUGACACAGAACCCAACUCGGGCGCCAACUACCACAACAAACUGACACAACAGUUGGCCAACCUGGAGCUCGGCAUCGAGUACAAGCUCGACCUGAAGAAUGAAGACCUCAAAACGCUAUCAGAACUCGGCGCUGGCAACGGUGGUACGGUAACCAAGGUGCUUCAUGAGAAAAGCGGGACGGUGAUGGCCAAGAAGGUUGUCUUCAUCGACGCCAAACCAAGCGUGCGAAAGCAAAUCCUCCGAGAGCUGCAGAUCUUGCACGAGUGCAACUCACCCUACAUUGUCUCCUUCUACGGCGCCUACCUCAGCGAGCCACAUAUCUGCAUGUGCAUGGAGUUCAUGGAAAAGGACUCGCUCGAUGGCAUCUACAAGAAAUAUGGUCCCAUCGCACCCGAGAUCUGCGGCAAGAUCGCAGUAGCCGUUUCACACGGUCUUACCUACUUGUAUGAUGUCCAUCGCAUCAUCCAUCGUGACGUCAAGCCCAGCAACAUCCUCGUCAAUGGUGCGGGACAAAUCAAGAUUUGCGACUUUGGCGUCAGUGGCGAACUCAUCAACAGUAUCGCCGACACCUUUGUGGGCACAAGCACAUACAUGUCGCCCGAACGUAUCCAAGGAGAUCAGUACAGUGUCAAGUCGGACGUCUGGAGUCUCGGUGUUUCAAUUAUCGAGCUGGCACUUGGUCGCUUCCCAUUCUCGGAGAACGGAGAGGAGUCGGAUUCAGAUGACGACGAUGCCAGCGAUCUGUUGAAUGAGGACCUUGGCGGGACACUCUCCCCGACAAAACCGGCUCCCAAGCUGCAGAUGGCCAACAAGGAAAAGCAAAAUCGCAGAAAGUCGAAAGCAGCCGGUGUUAGCUUGGCAGGAUCGAGUCAUCAGAUGUCCAUCUUGGAUCUCCUGCAACACAUUGUCAAUGAACCGCCGCCGAAGCUGCCGGAAGGUCGCUUCUCCAAGCCGAUGGAGGAGUUUGUCAACCUGUGUCUGGUCAAGGAUCCUGCAAAGAGGCCGACACCCAAGGACUUGACAAAACACCAGUACGUGAUCGCGGCAGAGGCUGCCAAGGUGGAUUUGCAAGGAUGGGUGGAUGCCAUGAUGUAG
This is a messenger RNA of Ustilago hordei, 1308 nucleotides long. RefSeq names its product putative dual specificity protein kinase Fuz7. The transcript has a single exon. Gene Ontology annotation, biological process: protein phosphorylation. The record is from RefSeq and is a predicted model, not a curated record. Bases 1 to 1308 code for a protein of 435 amino acids. Gene Ontology annotation, molecular function: ATP binding; protein kinase activity. NCBI's taxonomy places the organism in Eukaryota, Fungi, Basidiomycota, Ustilaginomycetes, Ustilaginales, Ustilaginaceae.